This is a messenger RNA of Drosophila eugracilis, 770 nucleotides long. It is a transcript of the gene Cby, whose product is annotated as protein chibby homolog 1. The record is from RefSeq and is a predicted model, not a curated record. Bases 271 to 669 code for a protein of 132 amino acids. The transcript has 2 exons. NCBI's taxonomy places the organism in Eukaryota, Metazoa, Arthropoda, Insecta, Diptera, Drosophilidae.
UUUGAAAUUGUAGACUUGGGAGAACAUUAUAGCCUUUCUUCGCAAUCAUUAUUUUUAAAUUUUUUACAUAUUUUUAUCCCAUAAAGGACAUUAAACUCAAGAAAAAGUAACAUUUUCUUUGAAAUCAAUUUCGGUUCGACCUUUCACAACCUUUUUUUUACAAUCUAGCAAGCUUUGCCGCAACUUGUAAUUAAUUAUUAGCAGAUUUUUUAAACAUUUCAAAUAUCUUUAUAGUUUUUGAUUAGAAAAUACUUUUCUUUCACAGGUUCUAUGCCACUGGCAGACUUUUGCUGUCCUUUGUCAAUCUGUGACAGCCUGCCACCCUUCCAGCAGUCGUUCGCCAUGCCGCUGUUCAACAAGAAGUUCGAAUCGAAGCCCAUUCCCGUGCGUCAGGGUCGUUGCAAUAUUGGACAUCCGCUGGCCACCGAAGAUCUGGAGGAUUUCCGGCAAAUAUCACUGACUCUGGGCAACAAGGAGCUGCGUUUUGCGGAUGGUAUUUGGAUGCACUCCUCCCGUAAGGGUGACGUCGAUGACAUGCUUAGGUUGAACAAGAAGUUUCGAGCUCUCGAGGAGGAGAAUAAUAUGUGUAACCUGAAGAUCGAGGUGAUGCUGGAUCUCUUGGCGGAGCAUGCCACUGAGCUAAGUGAACUUAAGCCAAAGGAGAAGUAAAGAGGGGUAAUAAAAUGGAGAAACUGCAGACUAAAAUAUUUAUUUAACACUUUUUUUAAGGAUAAAAGCAGAAGAAAAAACAUUGUCAAAGAAAGUCUGUA